Messenger RNA from Bombyx mandarina (wild silkworm), 1053 nucleotides. RefSeq lists its product as uncharacterized. NCBI's taxonomy places the organism in Eukaryota, Metazoa, Arthropoda, Insecta, Lepidoptera, Bombycidae. The record is from RefSeq and is a predicted model, not a curated record.
AUGUUGACACCACGCAGCGACCUUUGCAACGAAAAACUUUCACCCAGCUUUCCAUCUGGAAAGACGACAGCUGCAGAUAAGGAUGACACGGAGGCGCGGUGCCAGGUGGACAGCAGCCUCGAGCGGCUGCUGCUUCCGUUCAACUUGGUGCAGCACGUGUCGUUCAUACCGAUGUACAGCAUCCGCCGCGGGCGGGUCUCGCCCGAUGGACCGCUCGCCUACCUCUACUCGCUCCUCGGCUUCUGUUUGUUCACGUCCAUCUCCGUCUACCGCAACGCGAUCAUGCACGGGACGCGGCUCUCCUCCCUCCACCUCUUCACUCUGUAUUCCGACUUGGUCUCGUUCGUGAUCAACUACUCGCUCAGCUUGAUCUGCAACGUGGUCAACAGCAAGAGCAACGUGGAGCUCGUGUGCCGGCUGCAGCGGCUGCAGACCGUCCUGCGACGCAACCAGCGGGAGCAGGAGCAGUUCGCUCGGAGCAACUGGGCGCACCUGGCGGCGGUGACGGCCCUGUACCUCGCCGUCGUGGGGCUGCUCAACGUGGUGGUGCUGAAGCAGUCGUUGCCCGACACCCUGUACUUGUUGCUGCUCUUCUGCAUCGACGUGAACGUACUUUACGCGACGAGGAUGCUGGCCCUGCUCCGGAUGCUGGCCCUGCUCCGGUGCUACCUUCAGCUCUGGACGCGUAAAAUUAACGAGAAGGCGUUCAAUCCAGUGCACCACAACAUGUUCACGGCUUAUUUGGAUAUUUUGCAAGAGUACGAGGUCUACACAACUCUCUUUAAAAAAAUUAUCACGUACUAUGUAUUGGAAACGUUCUUGCACGGCCUGCUGUACGUACAGGUCGCGAUACAGAUCUGCAAGUCCAUCCGUAGAUCCGGACGCUUUAGCGAGCAGCUGAUGAUGAUCGUUUCAAUCUUCACGUGGACGAUCAAGAACAUGAUAAUAAUGACGCUUCACAACGUCGAGUGCGAAAAGUUCUACCUCGCGGCGGAGCAGGCCGUCGCCGCCUGCCAGACGCAGCGCGCCUCCACCACGCGAUGCCGUAACUAA